GCGCGUACACUUGGACGAUUUCUAACCUUUUCUUUCAAGUUGAACGAAUCAAUUGUAUUGUUGUAUUUACUGUAAUCUCAUGACAUUUAUUCACAGUAUACUGCACGUAGUUUUAAAGUUGCACUGAAAGAAAUUUUUGAAAUAUCAUGUUCCUAACAAACAUACUGUUGAGAAAGGCAAAGAGCAAGCGUGUCUUAGUCCUUACACAAAGUGUUGUAACCGGUCAUCAGUUAGUGCGCAUCAGAGACAGAUUAGCUGAUAAAUUAGAAUUUAGAUCCUUUGAUCCUUAUAUUCGAAAGGUCACGUUAUACAAAGAAAAGAGAAAAUUAUGUAGCUUAUAAUUUACAACUAUUAUAGUAUACUUAACAAAUAUUAUAUUAGGUGCGCAACUAAGUUCUCGCUGUUAUUUUGAUGGAAAUGCCAU
This is a messenger RNA of Acromyrmex echinatior (Panamanian leafcutter ant), 424 nucleotides long. RefSeq names its product mitochondrial ribosomal protein L33 (gene mRpL33). The record is from RefSeq and is a predicted model, not a curated record. Gene Ontology annotation, cellular component: mitochondrion; ribosome. Gene Ontology annotation, biological process: translation. Gene Ontology annotation, molecular function: structural constituent of ribosome. NCBI's taxonomy places the organism in Eukaryota, Metazoa, Arthropoda, Insecta, Hymenoptera, Formicidae.